AUGACUGACACCAGCACGGCCGAGGAAUCAUCAAAAUACGACGAGGAGGACCGGAUCAGCGCCCUGCCGGACGUCAUCCUGCACCACGUCCUUGGCUUCCUGUGGGCCGAUGAGGCGGUGCACACCUGCCUGCUCGCCCGGCGCUGGCGCUACCUUUGGAAAUCCAUGCGUUGUAUCCUCGUCUAUGACAAGGGAUGGUGGAGGAAGAGCACUCAUGUUUUUCUUAACAAGUUCAUGGACUGUGUGCUGCUCCUCCGAGACCCCGGUUCGACUCUAGAUGAGGUUCACAUCGAGUAUGAUCAUUUGGAGGAUGAUCAUACAUGGAUAGACCUUUGGAUUGACAUCUGGAUCCGUCAUGCUUUGUCAUGCCAAGCUCAAGUGCUCACUGUGAGGCUCUCGUAUGAGGUGGAUUUCUGUUUGGAUGGUCCUCCGGUGGUCUCCCGACAUUUGAGAAGAUUGGAGCUUUCUGACGUGACGUUGAAAGGCAACUUCAUGAAUUUUUCAAGUUGUUCAUCGUUGGAAGAGCUAUAUAUAGAAGACUGCUACUUAGAGACUGGCAGGAUCUUGUCCCAGUCUUUAAAGCAUCUAACCAUCAAGGGGUGUUUUUCCAGAAAUGAUGGCCGGAUUCGUGUUACUGUUCCAAAUCUAGUUUCGCUGCAACUCCUAUCAUUUCGAGGUAGGACCCCAUUGUUCGAAAGCAUGCCAUCAUUAGAAACCGCAGUUGUCGAGCCGAACAACUACUUGGAGGAUUACUGUUGUAAAGGUGUUGCUUUGGAGUGUUGUGGUAUUUGUGCAGAUUGCUGUGGUAAUGAUGAUCACAAUGGUAAUUGUGUACUUCUUGGAGGUCUGUCUCAUGCUAAAAGCCUGGAGUUGACCGCUUAUCCGGGAAUGCUUAUCUUCAGAAGGGAUUUGAGAUGGUGCCCUACAUUUAGUAAGUUAAAGACUUUGUUGCUGAAUGAGUGGUGUGUGCAACCUGACCUCCGUGCACUAGUUUGUAUGCUUGAACAUUCACCGGUUCUCGAGAAUCUGACGCUCCAAUUGUGUGAGCAAGGAAAACCUACAGGUGCAGUGGAAGCGGAAGAAAACCAUAGUUUGAUGGAGAAACCAGCUGCUAUUUCAGGAUACCUGAAGAUUAUCAAAGUCAAAUGUGAAGAUAUUGAUGGUAGAGUUUGCAAAGUUUUGAAGUUCUUGAUUAUACUUGGCAUGGACAUUAUUAUCCAAAGGAUUGACGGAUAG
Molecule: messenger RNA, 1236 nt
Organism: Triticum turgidum subsp. durum (durum wheat)
Lineage: Eukaryota; Viridiplantae; Streptophyta; Magnoliopsida; Poales; Poaceae
Source: the annotation of a GenBank genome assembly